CGGGACGCAGGGCGCAGGAGGUACUCGGCCCAGCAGCCCGCGGCGCCGCGCUCCGCACGCUCAGGGCACGUGUUCUCAGGUGCCAUGACGCAGCGGCCCCAGGAGGACUUUGACAGAAGUGUGGAGGAUGCCCAGGCCUGGAUGAAGGUGGUGCAGGAACAGCUCCAGCUCAAUGACAACACACAGGGGCCCCGAGCCGCCCUGGAAGCACGAUUGCGUGAGACGGAGAAAAUCUGCCAGCUGGAGCCCGAGGGAUGCAUGAAGGUGGAACUGGUCCUGCGGGCAGCUGAGGCCCUCCUGGCUACCUGCCAGGAGGGCCAGAAGCCCGAGAUCCUGGCCCAGCUGAAGGAUAUCAAGUCCCAGUGGGAGGAGACGGUCACCUACAUGACUCACUGCCACAGUCGCAUCGAGUGGGUGUGGCUGCACUGGAGUGAGUAUCUGCUGGCCCAGGAUGAGUUCUACCGCUGGUUCCAGAAGAUGGUGGUUGCUCUGGAGCCCCCUGUGGAGCUGCAGCUGGGCCUGAAGGAGAAGCAGUGGCAGCUGAGCCACGCCCAGGUGUUGCUGCACAAUGUGGACAAUCAGGCCGUGCUGCUGGACAGGCUGCUGGAGGAGGCGGGCUCCUUGUUCAACAGGAUCGGGGAUCCCAGCGUGGAUGAAGAUGCCCAGAAGAAGAUGAAGGCUGAGUAUGACGCUGUGAAGGCCAGAGCCCAGCACAGGGUGGACCUCCUGACCCAGGUGGCCCAGGAGCAUGAGCAGUACCGGGAGGAUGUGAAUGAGUUCCAGCUCUGGCUGAAGGCGGUGGUGGAGAAAGUACACAGCUGCCUGGGGCGAAACUGCCAGCUGACUACGGAGCUUCGUCUCUCUGCACUGCAGGAUAUCGCCAAGGAUUUCCCUAAGGGCGAGGAGUCUUUGGACAGGUUGGAGGAGCAGGCUGAGGGUGUCAUUCGGAACACCUCUCCUUUGGGUGCAGAGAAGAUCUCAGGGGAGCUGGAGGAAAUGCGAGGGGUCCUGGAGAAGCUGAGAGUCCUCUGGAAGGAGGAGGAAGGGAAGCUGCAAGGCCUGCUCCAGUCCAAGGGGGCCUGUGGGCAGCAGAUCCUGCAGCUGGAGGCGGAGCUGGGAGAGUUCAAGAAAAGUCUUCAGAGGUUGGCCCAUGAGGGCUUGGAGCCCACGGUGAAGACAGCCACAGAGGAUGAGCUGGUGGCCCACUGGAGGCUGUUCUCGGGGACCCAGGCUUCACUGGCUUCAGAGGAGCCCCGUGUAGACCGACUACAAACUCAGCUAAAGGAGCUUGUCGCCUUCCCCGACCUACAGUUGCUCUCUGACAGUGUGGUGGCUGCCAUUCAGGAAUAUCAAAGUAUGAAGGGAAAGAAUGCCAGGCUCCACCAUGCGACCAGGGCAGAGCUGUGGCAGCGGUUCCAGAGGCCCCUCAGUGACCUGCAGCUGUGGAAGGCCCUGGCCCAGAGGCUCCUGGACAUCACCACCAGCCUGCCGGACCUGCCCUCCAUCCACACCUUUCUACCCCAGAUUGAGGCGGCCCUAGCAGAAAGCUCCCGCCUGAAAGAGCAACUGGCGAUGCUGCAACUGAAGACGGACUUGCUCGGUAGCAUCUUUGGCCAGGACAGAGCAGCCGCUCUCCUGGAGCAGGUGGUGAGUUCUGUGAGGGACCGAGACUUACUGCAUAACAGCCUUCUGCAGAGGAAGAGCAAACUGCAGAGCCUGCUCGUCCAGCACAAGGACUUCGGGGUGGCUUUUGACCCCCUACACAGGAAGCUUCUAGACCUCCAAGCCAGGAUCCAAGCAGAGAAAGGGCUUCAGCGGGACCUUCCUGGAAAGCAGGUCCAGCUGCUAAGGUUGCAGGGGCUGCAGGAAGAAGGCCUUGAUCUGGGGACACAGAUAGAGGCUGUGAGGCCUCUUGCCCAGGGGAACUCUAACCACCAGCACAAAGUGGACCAGAUUUCCUCUGACCAGCAAGCCCUGAAGAGGUCCUUGGAGGACCUCGUGGACGGCUGUCAGCAGAGCGUCCGGGAGCACUGCACCUUCAGCCACCGGCUGUUGGAGCUGCAGCAGUGGGUCACCAUGGUCACACAGACACUGGAGUCACACCAGGGGGACGUGCGUCCAUGGGAUGCUGAGUCCCAAGAGGCUGGACUUGAGAGGCUGCUGGCUGAAAUUCCAGAGAAAGAGGUCCAGCUGUCCCUGCUCCAAGCCCUGGGCCAGCUUGUGAUGAAGAAGUCCUCCCCAGAUGGGGCGGCCGUGGUCCAGGAGGAUCUGAGGAAGCUGAUGGAGUCCUGGCAGGCCCUGCGGCUAUUGGAGGAGAAUCUGCUGAGUCUCCUCAGAAACGAGCAGCUGCAGAGAACAGAGGUGGACACGGGGAAGAAACCAAUCUUCACCAACAAUAUUCCAAAGGCUGGCUUUCUCAUCAACCCCCAGGACCCCAUUCCCAGGCAGCGGCAGCGGCAUCGGGCAAACCUACCAGAAGAACAUGACGUUCAUGAAGAUUAUUCCCAGCUCCUGAGGGACUUCGAACAGUGGCUGCAGGUUGAAAACUCCAAGCUAGCUGGAAUCGUCACUAUGAGAACAGCCACAGCCAAGGACUUGAGGACCAGAGAGAUGAAGCUGCAGGAGCUAGAGGCGCGGAUCCCAGAAGGCCAGCAUCUGUUUGAGAACCUGUUCCAUCGCAGGCCAGCAAGGGACCCCUCCAAUGAGCUGGAAGAUCUGCGCUAUCGAUGGAUGCUAUACAAAUCCAAGCUCAAGGACUCUGGCCACUUGCUGACGCAGAGUUCUCCAGAGGAGCUGAUUGCAUUCCAAAAGAGUCGACAGCAGAGGCGGUGGCGGAAUCCCUGCUCUCUCCUACAGAAAGCCUGCCGGGUAGCGCUGCCACUACAGCUUCUGCUCCUGCUCCUUCUGCUGCUGCUCUUCCUGCUGCCGGCCGGGGAGGAAGAGCGCAGCUGCGCCCUGGCCAACAACUUCGCCCGCUCCUUCGCUCUUAUGCUUCGGUACAAUGGCCCCCCGCCCACCUAGUCCUCUGGGACCUACAGGUGACAUUCUGCAGUCCCUCUGAGGCUGGCUUUGGGGGGAAGCUGGACAGACCAGACACCCAGAACAGUCUCGAUCUAAAUGCUGCAUCCGUUCCCAGAACAAACUUGCUUUUUUCUACAAUGUCAUUUCUGUCUAUUUAUACUGAAUGUGUACUAUGUGUGGUUAGGGAAUAAUGUACAGAAUUUUUAUAUGUGUGUAUGUAUAUGCUCAGUGUAGAUAACUUCAGACUCGAUGUUUCUUUGUGCCUACGGGAGUCCCCAGCAGUAUGUUUCCCUAAUGGGAUUUGUGACACUCGUGCCUUAGCCUUCUGUCAUCCCUGGCAGACAGGAGAAAUCACACAUUACUUUUAUGAUGACCAGGAAUCCAGGCGUCAGUGCAGAAGUCGCCGAGCUGUGAGCGUAGCUGAGCAGAACCGGAGUCCUAGGGCUCUUGUGCAUGUGACUAGG
Molecule: messenger RNA, 3485 nt
Organism: Microtus oregoni (creeping vole)
Lineage: Eukaryota; Metazoa; Chordata; Mammalia; Rodentia; Cricetidae
Gene: Syne3
Product: spectrin repeat containing nuclear envelope family member 3
Exons: 18
Coding region: 85-3021 (978 amino acids)
Biological process (GO): nuclear migration
Cellular component (GO): meiotic nuclear membrane microtubule tethering complex; cytoplasm; nuclear outer membrane
Molecular function (GO): actin filament binding
Source: RefSeq, a predicted model, not a curated record